GUCGGUGUCACCACGACAGAACAAGAACAGUACAGCGUCAUCUGUUUCCAUGUCAACUCUGAUGCAGAAGCUCGCUCAACCCAAACCCAACCGCCUCAGACACCCAGACCGUCGUUCUGUGUAUUGGCUGGAUCAGCUGCCACCAGAGAAAACUGGAUCCACCACCAAAAUUGAGUUAACCCCUCGCUGGUCGGAGCUAUGUAGAAGCAAAAAGUUCUACACUCAAGUCACACUUUCUCCUGUAUGGGAGGUGAGUGAAUGGGCUCUUAGGGCCAUUCCAUCCGAUCGGCUGUGUAGUCUGGCUCAACCACGGGCCCAUGUAGCUGGCUGGCAGCCCGACCGCCCACUGCUUGUUCCUUUGAACAGAGGGACGCAGACUGCUGUGCCUACUUCACGAAUUUGCCAGCUUGCCCAACCAAAAAGACGGUCCGUACUGGAGGGCUCUGGCCCCAAAUCUAAACCUGUACCCAUGACUCCCAUACCCUGCAAAGCAUCAGCACACAUAGAGCUACUUGCUGCCCCUAAGCACGACCACUCCAAGUUCAAAGGAGAGCGCUCGGUGUGCUGGUCCGUCUCCAGAGCGGCGAGAAACUACGUAGCCAGCCAGAGACUUCUUGAACUGUCCAGUCCCAAAGAAAGGAAGGCUCUUUUUGAGGGAUACGAUCCGUACGUGGUUAGCCGAGCAGCCUGCUCUGCCAGCCCCUCGGCUCGGCUACAACAGCUCUCUCUGCCUCUGCCUCGCAAAUGUAGCUCAAACAAGGAGGGUGAGGUCUGGUCCCAGGAGAGGUGUUGA
Molecule: messenger RNA, 793 nt
Organism: Epinephelus fuscoguttatus (brown-marbled grouper)
Lineage: Eukaryota; Metazoa; Chordata; Actinopteri; Perciformes; Serranidae
Gene: spmap2
Product: theg spermatid protein
Exons: 7
Coding region: 50-793 (247 amino acids)
Biological process (GO): spermatogenesis
Source: RefSeq, a predicted model, not a curated record